UGUAGUUUAUAAUAAUACAGCUCGGUAGUGUUUCUUUAUUCUUCUAAAGAAACGUUGUUACAAUAAAAUAAAUGUGCCUGAAAUGGCGUGAACAUUCCAAUCGCAUCUUUUACAAUUUUUAACGGGGACGGCGAAUUUUGCCCAAAACCAUUAUGACUUUUGUGAACAAGAUGACGUAGUUGAACUUCCGGCGUCUGAUCGAAUAGCGACGCAAUGAUGGAAGCGUGUGCCGGCCCUGUCACUUCAGCUUUCAAAUUGGCGUCGCUGACUCCCUUCUAAAAAUCAAAUGCUCUAUAGAUAAGCAGUACAGACAGUUACUAUAAUAAGAACCUGGCUGGUAAUCUGGAUGCCAGUGUUGCUACAGGGAAAGGCAGAUACAAAGUUGUAAUGAAUAUUUUCACCUACAGCCCACUAAUAGUACAUUAAAGUUAUCUACAGCAGAAGAGGAUUAUUUAUAGAGCAAAAUGGCCUUUUUCCCUAAGAUUCUAUUGAGGAGUGAAUUAGAAAGCUAUCUGCGUAAUGUGUUUACUAAUAAAGAGCUAGUGGCGGCCGUAGGUGGUCCCGAAGCUGAAAACCUCUUUGAAAACUUACUGAAGCACCUGGCCCAUCCUCCAUCUUUUACUACUGUUCGAGUUAACCCUCUUUCCACCUCAAUAGAAAACGUGAAGUCGCUUCUGAAGGAGGAAAUCCAUAAGCAAUUCCCUGGUUUGAAUAUCCCAAUUUUGCAGCAUCCCAUUGUUCCUGACCUUUUACUAAUUCCAGUCAUCGGCCCAAGGAGGACCCUAAAGCAACACCCUGUGCAAGUUAUUGUUGGAGCCCAAUGUGGAAAUGCUGUCCUUAGGGGAGCUCAUGUCUAUGCUGCUGGAAUUGUAUCUGCUUCUAAAUGGAUGAAAGCUGGAGAUGAAGUGUCCGUGUUUUCAGAUAUAGAAGGAAAAUGCAAAAGGGGGGCCAAAGAAUUCACUGGAAAUAAGAUCUUCAUUGGCAACGGCAUUUCAGAGCUGAGCCGAAAUGAAAUCUUCUGUUGCAACAACCCAGUAAAGGGGAAAGGCAUCAAAAUGACAGAACCAGUAUAUUUAAGUCCAUCAUUUGACAAUGUGCUUUCAGGGUAUAUCUUUUUGCAGAAUUUGCCCUCUGCAGUCGUGAGCCACGUGCUGAACCCUCAGCCAGGAGAAAGGAUAUUAGACAUGUGUGCAGCGCCCGGAGGAAAGACCACACACAUCGCUACACUCAUGGAGGACCAGGGAGAAGUUAUAGCCCUGGAUAAAAUAGCCAGCAAAGUAGAGAAAAUCAAGCAGAAUGCAUCAGUGCUAAAGCUCAAGUGUAUAAAGGCUUUCUGCUUCAACAGCACCAAGGCAGUGAGAGAUCAGAAUUGUCCAGAUGAACAAGGAGACGGGCCUCCAUUCUUUCCCGAGUCAUUUGACCGAAUUCUGUUGGACGCUCCAUGCAGUGGAAUGGGUCAGAGGCCAAAUAUGGUCUGUCCAUUUUCCUUAAAGGAAUUGACAUCGUAUCAGCCCCUGCAGCGCAAGCUUUUCAGUGCGGCAGUUGAAUUACUAAGACCCGGCGGGACUCUAGUUUACAGCACGUGCACCGUAACAUUAUCUGAGAAUGAAGAACAGGUUGCCUGGGCACUUAAAACUUUCCCAUGUCUCAAGUUACAGCCGCAGGAACCCCAUGUUGGUGGGGAAGGUAUGAUGGGUGCUGAGCUGCCCCCAGACCAACUGAAGCUGCUUCAGAGAUUUGACCCGUCCCGUGUAGAGUUCUGCAGUGUCGAUACAAAUCAUUGCUCAGCUCAGCCCAGCGACACAAUCCCAUUGGCUAAUAAGGACACUAUAGGGUUUUUUAUUGCUCGAUUUUUAAAGGCAAGAUGAAAAGGACCGAUAUUAUUAUUUCUUAAAGGCAGUAAAGUGUUGUUUAGGUAUGGAAUUCAGAGGUCCGUCAUGUUACCAUGACAACAAGUGAUUAAACCGGUUGCCAUGGAAGCAGACAGUCUGCCAGCUGUUCAUUUCACAAUCCAUUUUUGCAGCCACAGGUUAAAUAAAGGAAUGAUUUCAGUUUUUCUAAA
Xenopus laevis (African clawed frog) is the source of this 2062-nucleotide messenger RNA. RefSeq names its product NOP2/Sun RNA methyltransferase 6 L homeolog (gene nsun6.L). Gene Ontology annotation, molecular function: methyltransferase activity; RNA binding; RNA methyltransferase activity. The transcript is spliced from 14 exons. NCBI's taxonomy places the organism in Eukaryota, Metazoa, Chordata, Amphibia, Anura, Pipidae. The coding region runs from base 465 to 1868 and encodes 467 amino acids. The record is from RefSeq and is a predicted model, not a curated record.